This is a messenger RNA of Mugil cephalus (flathead mullet), 2838 nucleotides long. RefSeq names its product glycerol kinase-like. Lineage: Eukaryota; Metazoa; Chordata; Actinopteri; Mugiliformes; Mugilidae. The coding region runs from base 170 to 1792 and encodes 540 amino acids. Gene Ontology annotation, biological process: glycerol metabolic process; triglyceride metabolic process; glycerol-3-phosphate biosynthetic process. Gene Ontology annotation, molecular function: glycerol kinase activity. The record is from RefSeq and is a predicted model, not a curated record. The transcript is spliced from 20 exons. Gene Ontology annotation, cellular component: mitochondrion.
CGACCUACCCCCUGACGAAGACUUGUGGCCGGUUCCAGAGUAGCGCAGGCAGUCCUUGUCGUGGGUAGCGGACCGUGUGCCUACAGCCUCCGAGACCUCCGCCGUUUGCGCAGCGUCGCUCAGCGUCUUGUCCGCUCGUCGGGAGCCGUCUCUGGGAGGAAGCGGGACGAUGGAGCCGCUGGUGGCAGCUAUCGACCAGGGGACGAGCUCGACCCGGUUCCUGGUGUUCAAUGCCAAAACGACCGAGCUGAUCAGUCACCAUCAAGUAGAGAUCAACCAGAGUUUCCCCAAGGAGGGAUGGGUGGAGGAGGACCCCCGAGAGAUAAUGCAGUCUGUGUAUGAGUGCAUGGAGAGGACCUGUGAGAAACUCUGCCAGCUCAACGUCGACAUCUCCAACAUAAAAGCGGUGGGGGUGACCAAUCAGAGGGAGACAACCCUAGUCUGGGACAAAGAAACAGGAGAGCCACUCUACAACGCCAUCGUUUGGUUGGACCUGCGCACACAGUCAACAGUGGAGAAGCUCAUCAACAAAGCUCCAGGCAGAAGCAAGAACCAUCUCAAGCAAAAGACAGGACUUCCGAUCAGCACGUACUUCAGUGCAUUGAAGCUGCGCUGGCUGAUGGACAAUGUGGACGAGGUGCACCAGGCGGUGCUGAGCGAGCGUGCCAUGUUCGGCACGGUGGACUCCUGGAUCAUCUGGUGUCUGACGGGGGGCAAGAAUGGAGGGGUGCACUGCACAGAUGUGUCCAACGCCAGUCGCACCAUGCUCUUCAACAUUCACACCAUGGACUGGGAUCCUGAACUCUGCAGGUACUUUGAUGUCCCCAUGGACAUCCUCCCCACAGUCAGAAGUUCAUCUGAAAUAUAUGGCUACAUGAAAUCCAGUUCUCUCGCAGGAGUUCCAAUCUCAGGGUGUCUUGGGGACCAGUCAGCCGCACUGGUUGGUCAGAUGUGUUUCAAGGAAGGCCAGGCCAAAAACACGUAUGGGACUGGUUGCUUCCUGCUCAGAAAUACAGGGACCAAGCCUGUGAUGUCCGACCACGGCCUGCUCACCACAGUUGCCUACAAACUGGGAAAAGACGAGCCGGCCUGCUAUGCACUCGAGGGUUCAGUGGCUAUUGCAGGGGCAGUGGUACGGUGGCUGAAGGACAACAUGGGCAUUGUACAGACCUCCUCAGAGAUUGAGAAGCUGGCGGCUGCAGCAGGAACGUCCUACGGCUGUUACUUUGUGCCGGCUUUCUCGGGUCUCUAUGCCCCCUAUUGGGAGCCCAGCGCCAGAGGUAUAAUCUGUGGGCUCACGCAGUUUACCAACAGGAACCAUCUAGCCUUUGCUGCCCUGGAGGCUGUCUGCUUCCAGACCAGAGAGAUCCUCGAUGCGAUGAACCUGGACAGCGGCGUACCUCUGACGCAGCUGCAGGUGGAUGGAGGUAUGACGGCCAACAGGUUACUGAUGCAGCUGCAGGCCGACAUCCUCUGCGUGCCCGUAGUGCGACCCACCAUGUCAGAGACCACAGCUCUGGGCGCAGCCAUGGCAGCGGGGUCAGCUAAGGGAGUGGAUGUGUGGAACCUGAGCUCAGGUCAGCUCCCACAAGUCACGUCAGAGAAAUAUGAGCCUCAGAUCAACCCUGAAGAGAGCGAGUUCCGCUUUGCUCGUUGGAAGAAGGCUGUCCAGAAAGCCAUGAACUGGGAGACCACGGAGCCAUGCAGCAAUGGAAACGGUUUAGCAAAGAAGAUGAAUGGCGCCCCCUGGGGGGUCCCUCACACCCCUCCUCCAUCCAGAGUGGACCCCUAAGAGCACAAACAAUAACUUAACUGUGGUACCGUAAGGUACAUGGAAGGCUACUGCAGAGGAAAAACUGGAAGAGGAAACUGGCUUGACUCAGGACUUGACUGCUUGAUGCGACGCGUAGCCUCUAAACGUGGCAUCACACAAGCUCAUCAGGCACCAGCUGGAAUGAAGAGUGAAGUGACCCAGGUGGAAUUUUUGUAUUCUUCUUUUUCUUAAACCAUGAGUGUUUUUAAACCAUCCAGUAAAAAAAACUAUGAAUUUGCCUUCAACUUUAACAGUGUAGCCCAGGGAAAAAAAAUUAAAUCAGGUUUUCAUAGCCUGAAGUUUCACUGUUGAACCUCAUCACUGUAACUGUAGUUUUUAAUGGUUUGUUCUGUACAUAGUGAUGAUGUGCUUGUACUUCUUUUGUAAAAGAUUGAAAGAUCUUAAAAUUGAUUACUUCUCAUACUAACAUGUUUUUAAAGUGGGGUUUGUUCUUCUGGGAAAUUAAAAAUCCAUCCAUGGAGCUGUACGGGGCUAACCUGGUCAGAAAUAACUGAUCUUUACACUAAGCCUCUACUUUUUCUUUUUUUGUUAAUGGGGUAAAUGGUUAACUUGUGAAUGCAACCUGACACAUGGCAGGAUCCUAACAGCACUUUAUAAUUUAUCCUGUGUAUGCAGAGUACGAUUAUUGGGUGAAUACAUUUUUUUUUUCUUUAAUAAUGUAAUAUAUUCAACAUUCACUGAAACACUGGAGACUUGCAUUGAUUCAGAAUGAAGACCACCUCGAGGUCAGGUUCUGUAAAAGUUGACCAUCUUUUAUAAUUUAAAGGGAUUGUGAUACUAUGUUCUUUCUCCUGAGCAAUCUGUGAGAUAGCCAUGUUCGGUUUUGUAAUGUGUGCAGAAUUUCCCCAAAUCCUGAUGAUCUGUAAUAACUCGGCAAGAUGCAAAACAAGAGUAUUUCUACUCUGCAGGAAGGUAGCGAUGAUGCUGUAAUGUGAUGGAAAUCUGACUUGUAUAAUAAAAGGGAACGUCAUCAUUCUUUGUAAUUAAAUUUUAUAUGAACAACA